This is a messenger RNA of Rhagoletis pomonella (apple maggot), 414 nucleotides long. Its product is annotated as zwei Ig domain protein zig-8-like. Gene Ontology annotation, cellular component: neuron projection membrane. Gene Ontology annotation, biological process: synapse organization. The transcript is spliced from 2 exons. Bases 1 to 414 code for a protein of 137 amino acids. NCBI's taxonomy places the organism in Eukaryota, Metazoa, Arthropoda, Insecta, Diptera, Tephritidae. The record is from RefSeq and is a predicted model, not a curated record.
AUGGGUACGGAACGUCCAUAUUUCGAUGAUGUUAACCCUAGAAAUAUAUCGACAGUAGCUGAUGAACCGGCGAUAUUAAGAUGUCGCGUCAAGAAUAAAGGCAACCGUACGGUUUCAUGGAUGCGCAAACGAGAUCUUCACAUACUAACAACUAACAUCUACACCUAUACUGGCGAUCAGCGAUUCUCUGUUGUACAUCCGCCCGGCAGCGAUGAUUGGGACUUGAAGAUCGAAUAUGCGCAGCAGAGAGAUAGCGGAAUUUACGAAUGCCAAGUAAAUACCGAGCCGAAAAUUAAUUUAGCCGUAUCACUGGUUGUCAAUGGUGAGCAGUUUUUUGAUUUAUAUUAUAAAAUAUGUUAUUAUAUCAUGCCGACAAACACUUUCCAACACUUUUAUAUUUGCCAUUCUUUAUAG